GCUGAUCGAGCUCACGAGGCAGAAGUGCAAGAGGAUCAUCGCGAGCCAGCUGGUCGAGGACACGUUUCGGAAGAUCAAGGGGAAAGUCGACAAGCAGCAGAACACGUUGAGCAGUGAGCAGACGGCAUUCGCGUGCGCGAUCGACUCGCAGGUGAUCGAGACGACCCACCACUACAAGCCCAUAUUGACUUCAGAGCUCCGCUUGACCAGGGACCAGGCCUUCGAGCCCAACGCCUUCAGACCACAGCUGCUCCGCAGGAGUCUGAGCCAGGACCUUAAGGACCUGAAGCUGUACGAUGUCUGCGGCUACGGCGAGGCGGGGUGGCACUCCCCUGGGGCGGCGGCGUACACUACCCCCUACUCCGACAUUGAAGUAUGUCGGCAAGCCAGUCGGGCUGGGAAGCUCGGCGCGCUGAACCACGCGAUCCUCUCGAGGCUGAUGCAGCCUGGCAUGUUGGUAAAGAGGGUCGGUUCACAGGGCUGGUGGAUUCCGUUUGGCGACAUUGAUUCAUCUUUGGCUGUCUUGUGGCCGUCCAAGCGCGUCACCCCAGAUUCCGUCACCAUCGACUCGGCCAGGGGCAGGGAGUUGCAUUGUUUGUUCGACGCCUCGAAGUUUGAGGCGGUGGCCGUCGAGUGGACAUCCCCCUUGGCGCAGGCGAUCGAGAUCGAGAUCGUCAAGAGUGGAGUCGCCCGUGAUAUUCGCACUGACGUGGACCUGAAGGAGUUCGGCCUCGCUGCGAAGAUGGUUGGGAGGGUCCGGCCAUUACUUGAUAUCGCAUGUCUCAGCGCGUUCUGGAGCCUUCCAGUGUCGUACUUGUUGCAGGUGUGCGAGCUGUGCGACUGGCACCCCCCGACUACUACCUUGGCGGCGGUGUUGAAGACAAUGUGCGAGAACAUCUUCAAGGACCAGUGCGCGGAUGGCCUCAUCGUGCAGGUUCUUAGGCAGCGGUUCGUCUCGUUCGACCACGACAUCGGCGUGGACGAUUUGGUGCACAUGGAUUGGGUGACGGAGCUCUUCGACAGGAGCACCUCGGAGGAAGUCCAGAAGCAGGUGGAGGCGUCCAAGUCUCACCACGCCCAUCGGUCGGACUUUGUCGCCGAG
This is a messenger RNA of Prorocentrum cordatum, 1102 nucleotides long. Lineage: Eukaryota; Dinophyceae; Prorocentrales; Prorocentraceae. The record is from the annotation of a GenBank genome assembly.